CCCACUGCCCCCACUACCACCUCCUCCACUACUGCCAUCAACGUUACUAUCCAAGUUGGAGGAACAGAGGCGGGGGAAAGGCAGCAAAGAGAGGGGAAAGGGAGGUAACAAUUCCAAAUAAGUAUGGAAACUAAUAAUGCUUUCAGAGUGUUUUGGAAAACAAGGGAAUGGGAUGGAAGAAAAUCAACAUUUAAUUCAGACCAAGAAAUUCCACUUUCAUGGAGAAGAAGGUAUUUUAAGAGGAAGAAAAAGAGCAGACCAUCAAGAGACUCUGAAGACUAUGAGCAGCAACAGAUUGAUGAUCACAUAACAUUUCCCUGUUCCGUAUGCCAGCAUGAAACUGACCUACGUGAAAUUUUCCUCCAUAAAAAGCAACAUGUGGCUUGGGCCACCCUGGGGUUUCAGCGGAUGGGUGGAAAGAAACAAAAACUCUCGGCAAUUGCCGUUCAGAGACAGUCCAUAAUUGCUAAACUAUUGUCAUCUUCUGUAUUCACUGAAAACACCCUACAGAGCAUUAAUAAUGCUUUUCAGAUACUUUGGAAGAAGCCAAUACCAGCACAUUAUAAGAUUGUUGAUAGCGUUCAUAGGAGUUCCGUACAUUCUCAAACGAUCCAUCAUCUAUUGAUUAGAGGUGCAGCUAUAUGUGAAGAUAGAAAUUCUACAUGGAGAGCUGGCAUGAAUAAUAAAUUCGCUGUUGUGAAUAAUUUUGGCAACAAACCCAAUAUGUGUUUUUUUGGUUUAUUUGAUGGACAUCAUGGUGUCUCAGCAGCAGAACUGACAUCAGUGGAACUCCCAAUUUUACUUCUCCAUCAACUUUCCAGAUUUGAUCCUUCCUACCAAAUGACCCCUGAAGAGCAAAACAUAAUCAAAUCCUUUCACACAGUAUUUAAAGAAGAAUACAUAGCUAUAGAAGACCUUUUCUCCUCCAUAAAGAAAAGGACAAAACCAUUGAAAUGUGAGUAUGAGAACAUACACAAAGCCUUUGCAAAAGCAUUUUGGAGAAUGGAUAGGCUUUUACGUCUUGGAAGAAAAGAAGUAUCCAGCGUUCGAUGGAGUGGCUGUUCUGCCGUUACUUGUAUAUUGGAAAGUAACAUUAAAAAACCUUUCGCAAAGAAGAGAAUCAGUAAACAUACGGGUAUGGCAGAGAGUUUUCCUUCCCAGAUGAUGCCACAAAUAAUUUCCGGAGUACUGCAUGUUGCAAACACUGGUAAUGUACAAGCAGUCUUAUGCAGAAAUGGAAAAGGCUUUUGCAUAACCAAAGAACAUACUACGCGAAACAUAAACGAAAGAAGAAGAUUACUUCAGAAUGGAGCAAUGAUUAGUUCAAAUGAACCAUAUGGGCUCCUAGAAGGGCAAGUGAAAACCACACGAGGACUUGGAUUUCAUGGAAAUCUCAAACUGAAAAAAUCCAUUAUUCCAGCACCUCAUACUAUCUCUGUCCCUAUUGAUGACUUCUGCCAAUUCCUUAUCUUAGCUACUAAUGGACUCUGGGAAGUUUUGGAUACAAAUGAAGUCACAGCACUGGUAAUGACAAUGUUUCAAGUAUAUAAGGAAAUCUGUUUUGUUAAACGAAACAAAUCCAAAGACCUUCCGUUUUCCCCAAUCAAUGAACCAAGCAAUACUAAAUCAGAAACUAACAGCCAUAUACUAUUUCAGUAUGAACCUGAAUCUACAAAAUGUGUGUCAACUACAAAUUCAAAAGAAAAUGUGUUUGAUUGUUCUAUUUCUAAAAAUGCACAGACAUUUCCACCAGAAAUGACUAAUCAUGAUUGUUGCAAUGAGAAAGAAACUAAAGGACCAACCACUGUCAAUGAUGUGCUAGAAAAUUCAAGUGAAAAAGAAAAAGCAGCAUGCACUAAAAAUUUCUAUGAAGGUGCAGCCAAGUAUAUCAGCCAUAAACUUGUAAGUGCUGCUUUAGUGGCUGGCUCCAGAGACAACAUUACAGUCAUGGUAAUACUUCUCAAUGGAAUGGAGUAUCAGUUUUUUGACAUAAAAGAUAAAGUUCCGAUUACCCAGAUUGUAAAAACGUAAAGACAAUUCUUCAGAGACCAGAUAUUAGCAUUAUACAUCAAUACCACACAAAUCAUUUUUAAGAAUGCAUUAAAGAAACUGUAAAAGCAUAUUUUAGGUUAUAUAAUACGAUUUAUAUAUGUUCACUGUUCAGAACACACCAAAAAAGAGAAAAAACAGCACUUGCUUUUAUACCACUUUAUUCCAACCUGAGCACCUCAAUAUAAAACUAAACACUGGUGAACUGUUUUCCUUACCAAUUAUGAAUUACUGUAAAUGUACAAGUUCUGCUAGCAGUUCAACACUUAAAUAGAUUAAAUCAUCUCUGACACAUGGUAGAUUUCAUAUAAUGAAAAUACCUAAAACAAUUAGUGCAAUAUACUGAAACUGAUCAAAAUAAAAUGAACUUUGGAAAACAAGGCUGCAAGAUUGUUACUAACAAACGGCAAUACUUAUGUUACAAAUUACUGGUACAUUGUUUAUUAUGGUUCUAGCCAUGUAGGAACAACUGACACCCUUCCUUUCAAAGGGAGAGAAAAGGUAAAAUUAGCUGUUUUAGUAACUGUACAUUUUGUAUACUUUUAAGCAACUCUUAAAUAUUACAGAAAAGUAAUAAACAUAUAUGGAGACUACAGUGCAGUACCCUAUUUACAGUACAGCUGAAGAUCGAAUUUAAAAUAAUCAAGUUUGAAUGUACAUAAUUGUUAGUGCAUUGACUACAUUACGUCAAAGGGAACGAAAGCCCCGUCCCUGCCCCCAAACAACAAAACCUAUGUAAUAAUGGCCAGCAGUGAUUAAACAGAAAUCACAGACA
This is a messenger RNA of Suricata suricatta (meerkat), 2824 nucleotides long. RefSeq names its product protein phosphatase 2C like domain containing 1 (gene PP2D1). The record is from RefSeq and is a predicted model, not a curated record. Gene Ontology annotation, biological process: protein dephosphorylation. Lineage: Eukaryota; Metazoa; Chordata; Mammalia; Carnivora; Herpestidae. Gene Ontology annotation, molecular function: protein serine/threonine phosphatase activity. The coding region runs from base 124 to 2031 and encodes 635 amino acids. The transcript has 3 exons.